CAUUCUUCGGACGGUUACUGUAACCAUAUAAAUGCACAAUGUUCAUGUUUUCGUGUCAGCUCUUGUGGCGAGACGGAAACACCUGGUAAUCGUCUUUGAGAUAAUAUGGUAGUAUCUCGGUGACGAGAUCGGCCGGGCCUGAUGCGGGAGAUCAUCAAGGUCAUGGCGGCCCUGUCUCGCGUUUUCUCCAUGUGGUGAUGCACGAUGCAUGUCCCAAGAAACGGAUCUGAUGGAGGUGGAGAGGUCCGGAAACAGAUUCUUCAACUCGAGAAUGCGGUGGUUUUCUCGAACCCAUUGUUCCCUGUGUCGUUGGCAGGUACAGUACAAGGAGUAGGAGAGCUCGUCAUUUCCGGCCAACCGAUGGCGUUGGCAAUCUGUAGCGUGACAACCAUGGUCGAAAGUUGUGUUAAGAGGGGUAGUCAAGAGGAUGAUUUUUACGUGCAACAUUUUGGCUGCACUAACAGCUCUUGCUCUCUUGCCAAGUACCAGUACCGUACCUUGACUGAACAACAACACCAGACUUGGCUACACUGGCAGCGCAGCGCAGAUUUCAAGAUGCUGGAAUUCUUGCCGGGCUCAACCCAGCCAUCACCAGCACUCUCAUCAUGCAGAACAAUAGCUUGGAACUUGAUACAUGUAGACCACUCCUUUAACCUAGCAAUGCAAUACACUGCAUAUUCCUAAGCAAUGGAUGCUACAGCCCAUUCUCUCCUCGCCCAACAUCCCGAGCUCCAGUUUUAUUUUACUGGCUCAAUACCCUUUAUGUCGUCCCACGCAAAACAACUAGAUCAGUAGUGUGAUAAUGGCUACAUCUCCCUCCUCUUUCCCUAUCCAAAGCUCAUCCGAUAUGAUACAAUACAACUAGACACUAAGGCUGAGCUGGGCCAGGCCGAGAAAGAAUAAGUAAUAAGCCAAAAGUAUAUGGCAAGAAAAGAAAG
This is a messenger RNA of Canariomyces notabilis, 938 nucleotides long. RefSeq lists its product as uncharacterized. Bases 205 to 684 code for a protein of 159 amino acids. NCBI's taxonomy places the organism in Eukaryota, Fungi, Ascomycota, Sordariomycetes, Sordariales, Chaetomiaceae. The record is from RefSeq and is a predicted model, not a curated record. The transcript has a single exon.